GGGGAGUCGCUCACAUGUACACAAUAAUCGAGCACGGGAGGUGGAGAGGUGACAUCUCCGGAGACUAGUUAACUGUAUUGAUACAGGUGUUGACAUCACUCCCUCUCACUACCUCUGCUGAAGGGUUCUCUGCUCUGGACCUGUUUCCAUUCAACAUGACAUCAGAGAACACCCUGGACGAUGAGGACACCUUCAAGAUCCUGAUCGCCACGGAUAUUCACCUUGGUUACCUAGAGAAAGAUGCUGUCCGUGGCAACGACACGUUCAACACCUUCGACGAGAUCCUGAAGUGUGCCAAACAGAACCAAGUUGACUUCAUCCUGUUGGGAGGUGAUCUGUUCCAUGAGAACAAGCCUUCCAGACGCUGUCUUCACUCCUGCAUCUCUCUGCUGAGGAAGUACUGCAUGGGAGACACUCCUAUCCUCUUCGAUGUCCUCAGUGACCAGGCUGUCAACUUCAGCAACAGCAAGUUUCCGUGGGUGAACUACCAGGAUGAGAACCUGAACAUCUCCAUCCCCGUGUUCAGCGUGCACGGUAACCAUGACGAUCCUACAGGGGCGGAUGGUCUGUGUGCGUUGGAUCUCCUGAGCUCUGCCGGACUUGUCAAUCAUUUUGGCCGCAGCCAAUCAGUAGAGAGGAUAGAGAUUAGUCCCGUCCUCCUGCAGAAAGGCAGCACUAAGCUAGCCCUGUACGGCAUCGGCUCUAUUCCUGAUGAACGCCUCUACAGGAUGUUUGUUAACAACCAGGUGACCAUGCUCCGCCCCAAAGAAGACCAGGACCAAUGGUUCAACCUCUUCACCAUCCACCAGAACAGGAGUAAGCAUGGUGCCACCAACUACAUCCCAGAGCAGUUUCUGGAUGACUUUCUGGACCUGGUAGUGUGGGGUCAUGAACACGAGUGUCUGAUAAACCCCAGCAGGAACGAACAGCGGCUGUUCUAUGUCACCCAGCCUGGUAGCUCUGUUGCCACGUCACUGUCCCCCGGGGAGGCCGUCAAGAAGCACAUAGGUCUGCUGAGGGUGAAGGGGCGUAAGAUGAACCUUCAGAAGAUCCCGCUGCACACGGUGCGUCAGUUCUUCAUCCAGGACCUGGUCCUCUCAGAGCACCCUGACCUCUUCAACCCUGACAUGCCCAAGGUCAACCAGAGGGUAGAGGCCUUCUGCCAGGAGAAGGUGGAAGCGAUGAUUGAGGAAGCAGAGCGAGAUCGACUAGGAAACCCCCUUACCCCUGAGAAACCCCUCAUACGCCUCAGAGUGGACUACAGCGGUGGUUUUGAGGCCUUCAAUGCCACUCGUUUCAGUCAGAAGUUUGUAGAGCAGGUUGCAAACCCCAAAGACGUUGUUCACUUCAUCAGACAGAAGGAGUACAAAGUUAAAGGCGAAGAGGGUGUUGACUUUGGGCAGCUCCUGAGUCACUCCUCAACUGAGGGUCUGAGGGUGGAGGAUCUCGUUAAAGAGUACUUCCUGACAGCAGAAAAGACGGUGCAGCUCUCCCUGCUGACGGAGCAGGGCAUGGGGAAGGCGGUGCAGGAGUAUGUGGACAAGGAGGAAAAGGAUGCCAUCGAGGAACUGAUCAGAUACCAGCUGGAGAAAACCCAGAGACACCUGCAGCAGAGAGGAGUACUGACAGAGGAGGAGAUUGACCAGGAGAUUCGCCGUUUCAGAGAAUCUAAGAAAAACACUGCAGAGGAGGAUGAAGAGGUUCAGGUGGCCCUCAACAGAGCUAAAGCUCACCGCAUAGAGCGAGGCGAAGACCUGGACCUAUCAGAUGAGCCUGAUGUUUCCAUGGAUUCGGACGAGGACUCUGCCCCGCCUCCCCCCACCAGGGGCAGGGGGCGGGGUGGCAGGGGAAGGGGAAGGGGCCAAACCACAGCCAGGAGAGGAAGAGGUGCAGCAGAGCCAAAGCCAGCAGGGCGGGCCCGUUCUCAGAAGGCCUCAGUGGUCAACCCCACCCAGGGCAGAAACAUCAUGGAUGCGUUCCAGGCUCCACCUCAGCGCCCAUCGAGAGGGGCGGUGUCGGCUAAAUCUUACACAGAUGAGAUAACCAUUGAUGAUGAUGACUCUGACGAUGUUUCCUUUGUGAAGCCUGCAUCAAGACCAACACCUGCAUCACGACCAACACAGAGGACCUCCUCCUCCUCUUCCUCCUCCAGUAGGCGGGGCUCCCAGAGUCAGAGCCAAUCAUACAGAGGAGUGACAUUUGAUGACGACGAUGAAGAGGAGGACUUUGACCCGUUUAAAGGCUCCAGUAGGAGUGGCCAGCGGUAGCUUUAACCCCGCCCCUCAUGUUUCUUAUUGGCUAGUGAGCUGUGAAUGUAUGAUUAACUUACCCGUAGUUCUUCACACCACUUAUGGUCCUGACGAUGGACCCCUGGGCUGCCAAUACACUGCCUGUUCAGAAUAGAGGAAGCAUUAGCUGGCUGAACCUGUGUCUAAACUCUUAUUUUUCAUCCUAUACCUUGUUCUCAAUCUUUUUAAUUGUGAGAUAAUGUCGUACGGUGAGGUCCCAGCCCUAUUAGGUUUCCAUUCAUUCUAACUUCUAGCUGGACUUUUCCAUACCAUCUGAAAACCUGCUUUGACUGUUGAUUGGCCGUUCUGAGUUCCUAAAGCGUCAUUAGUCAGUUUUGUUGAGCCCUGUUAUUGGUCAGUGUUGGACCCAUUCAGUCACCAUGGCGACCGUCUGCUUUCAGCAAAUUUAUUAAAUAUUUCCUGUUUCUA
Molecule: messenger RNA, 2717 nt
Organism: Oncorhynchus masou masou (cherry salmon)
Lineage: Eukaryota; Metazoa; Chordata; Actinopteri; Salmoniformes; Salmonidae
Gene: mre11a
Product: MRE11 homolog A, double strand break repair nuclease
Exons: 19
Coding region: 156-2267 (703 amino acids)
Biological process (GO): mitotic G2 DNA damage checkpoint signaling; double-strand break repair via nonhomologous end joining; mitochondrial double-strand break repair via homologous recombination
Cellular component (GO): Mre11 complex; nucleus; site of double-strand break
Molecular function (GO): single-stranded DNA endonuclease activity; manganese ion binding; 3'-5'-DNA exonuclease activity
Source: RefSeq, a predicted model, not a curated record